AUGGAAGGUUUUGUCACUGGAGAUGAGGUUGGUGAUAAGAAAGAUUUGGAAUUUCAGAAACUUCAUAAAUCGGGCAUGGCAUUUAAAUCUGGUGCCCGAGGAGCAUCUCUGACCAGCAGGGCGACCCCUGCCUGUGCUGCAGAUUGGCUGUACAAGUGCUCCGUGCAGAAGCUGGUGGUGGUCAUCUCGAAUAUUGAAGACGGGGAGGUCCUGGAGAGGUGGCAGUUUGACAUCGAGUGGGACAAGACGGCCAGAGAUGACAGUGCACCCAGGGAGAAGUCUCAGAAAGCCACCCAGGACGAGAUCCGCUUGGUGAUCAGACAGAUCACCGCCACGGUGACCUUCCUGCCGCUGCUGGAGGCUUCCUGUUCAUUUGACCUGCUGAUCUACACAGACAGAGACUUGGUUGUACCUGAGAAGUGGGAAGAGUCCGGACCGCAGUUCAUUGCCAAUUCUGAGCAGGUCCGCCUGCGCUCCUUCACGACGACAAUCCACAAGGUGAACAGCAUGGUGGCCUUCAAGAUCCCCGUCAACGACUGAAGGAGCCGGGGCGGAAUGGAAUCCCACACGUGUGUCCUGAGGCCAGGUCAACUGUGGUUCUUGUUUUGUUCCAUUGAUACUUUUGAGGUGGGGAAACUUAGCCUUGUACUUCACUGCACUGUGCCUAUUGUCCAUUUGUUUGUGCCUGUUUGACUUUCCAUGGGGUUGACAUGAUUUCCAGAGGGUUGACACUGUUCGUGGAAGGGAACCAGCAGAUCAUGUCAGCACUGGAAUGUCACCUCCUUUGAAGGUGGAAACCGGAGAUGGGAAACUUUUGCUAUUCAGCUAAAUGCCUUCCUAAAUCAGAACUUUCAGUCAAGUAGCCUGACUCCGAGUCUAGGUGACUAUGGAACAGCAAAAGAAGUCCGAAUAUCAGAAUCUUUGUUUAGUUCUAA
Molecule: messenger RNA, 935 nt
Organism: Myotis brandtii (Brandt's bat)
Lineage: Eukaryota; Metazoa; Chordata; Mammalia; Chiroptera; Vespertilionidae
Product: mitotic spindle assembly checkpoint protein MAD2A
Exons: 2
Coding region: 1-540 (179 amino acids)
Biological process (GO): mitotic spindle assembly checkpoint signaling
Cellular component (GO): kinetochore; cytoplasm; nucleoplasm
Source: RefSeq, a predicted model, not a curated record